Messenger RNA from Salvia splendens (bonfire salvia), 2877 nucleotides. RefSeq names its product copper methylamine oxidase. Lineage: Eukaryota; Viridiplantae; Streptophyta; Magnoliopsida; Lamiales; Lamiaceae. Gene Ontology annotation, molecular function: copper ion binding; primary methylamine oxidase activity; quinone binding. The coding region runs from base 263 to 2614 and encodes 783 amino acids. Gene Ontology annotation, biological process: amine metabolic process. The transcript has 12 exons. The record is from RefSeq and is a predicted model, not a curated record.
UCUGUAGGGAUCUCUCUUCUCUCUCUAUCUGCAUUAAUAGGAAACAGCCUAUACAUACAAUUAGAUACACACAAAUCGUCGAUCACAGAAUCAAUCCCUAGCUUUCACCUUCACUUCACUCCGUUUUCCGUUACAGCACACGAAUCAAUCCGUAUCUGAAUAAAUCGUGGUUGGUGGAGUGAAGGAGCUUGAUUGCUUGCUGUAUGUCACUGAAUUGCGACGCUCAUUGCGGUGGAUUCGGUGAGAUUGCGAACCAGUUGCAAUGGCCACAGCUCCGAAAAAGGCGACGCUUACUCCUCCUCCUCCUCCGAGCUGCUGCGGCGGCGCUCCUCCAGCUGCCGGCGCCGGCGAUUCGGCCGCCCUAGUCCGCCGCGAGUCCGUCUCCGCCACGGAUUGGACAGUGCCUCCCGCCGCUGAGGAUCAGAAGAAGAAGCCGGCGGCGGCGGCCUUGAUUCGAACGGAGCCUUCUUCCAAUGCCGCAGCGAAAGGGGUCCAAGUCAUGACAAGGGCUCAAACAAAACAUCCGUUAGAUCCCUUAUCUGCUACUGAAAUCUCUGUGGCUGUGGCAACUGUCAGAGCAGCUGGGGCCACCCCUGAGGUCAGAGAUAGCAUGAGGUUUGUUGAAGUUGUUCUGUUGGAACCAGAAAAGCAUGUUGUUGCACUAGCAGAUGCUUAUUUCUUUCCUCCUUUCCAACCAUCAUUGUUGGCUAGAACCAAAGGAGGGCCUGCAAUACCUAGUAAGCUCCCACCAAGGAGAGCCAGAUUAGUUGUUUACAAUAAGAAGUCCAAUGAGACUAGUUUGUGGAUCGUUGAGUUGACUGAAGUACAUGCAACUACUAGAGGUGGACAUCAUCGAGGAAAAGUUGUAUCCUCUGAAAUUGUUCCAGAUGUUCAGCCACCAAUGGAUGCUACAGAAUAUGCAGAAUGCGAAGCUAUUGUGAAAGAUUACCCUCCUUUUAUAGAAGCAAUGAAGAAGAGGGGAAUUCAUGACAUGGACCUUGUCAUGGUUGAUCCAUGGUGUGUUGGAUACCACAGCGAGGCUGAUGCUCCAAGUCGUAGACUUGCAAAACCACUUGUGUUUUGCCGGACAGAGAGUGACUGCCCACUGGAAAAUGGUUAUGCGCGUCCUGUAGAAGGAAUUCAUGUUCUUGUUGAUAUGCAAAAUAUGGUGGUAAUCGAGUUUGAAGAUCGCAAGCUUGUUCCUUUGCCACCGGCUGAUCCUCUGAGAAAUUAUACUCCUGGUGAAACAAGGGGAGGAGUAGAUAGAAGUGAUGUGAAAUCUCUUCAAAUUGUUCAGCCUGAAGGUCCAAGUUUUCGCAUCAAUGGGAAUUACGUAGAGUGGCAGAAGUGGAACUUUCGCAUUGGUUUCACUCCAAGGGAGGGUCUGGUCAUUCAUUCUGUUGCCUAUGUUGAUGGUAGCCGGGGAAGGAGACCUAUAGCGCAUAGGUUGAGUUUUGUGGAGAUGGUUGUGCCGUAUGGUGAUCCUAAUGACCCUCAUUACAGGAAAAACGCAUUUGAUGCAGGGGAAGAUGGUCUGGGCAAGAAUGCCCAUUCUCUGAAGAAGGGAUGUGAUUGCUUGGGAUAUAUAAAGUACUUUGAUGCUCAUUUUACAAACUUUACUGGAGGAGUCGAGACAAUUGAAAACUGUGUAUGCUUGCAUGAAGAGGAUCAUGGAGUCCUAUGGAAGCAUCAAGAUUGGAGAACUGGCAUGGCUGAAGUCCGAAGAUCAAGGCGUCUUACUGUUUCUUUUUUCUGCACUGUGGCGAACUAUGAGUAUGGAUUUUAUUGGCACUUUUACCAGGAUGGGAAGAUUGAAGCUGAAGUUAAACUUACUGGGAUCCUCAGUUUAGGGGCUCUGCAGCCCGGUGAAUUUAGAAAAUAUGGUACAACCAUUGCUCCUGGAUUAUAUGCUCCUGUUCAUCAGCAUUUCUUUGUUUCUCGUAUGGAUAUGGCUGUUGACUGUAAACCUGGGGAAGCACACAAUCAGGUUGUUGAAGUGAAUGUCAGAGUUGAAGAACCUGGAAAGGACAAUGUUCACAAUAAUGCGUUCUAUGCUGAGGAAACUGUCCUUAGAUCCGAAUUAGAGGCAAUGCGUGAUUGUGAUCCAUUAUCUGGCCGCCACUGGAUUAUAAGGAACACAAGAACUGUGAAUCGGACUGGAAAACUGACAGGCUACAAACUGGUGCCUGGUUCAAAUUGUCUUCCACUGGCUGGACCCGAGGCUAAAUUUCUGAGAAGGGCUGCAUUUUUGAAGCAUAAUCUGUGGGUUACACAAUAUGCACGUGGAGAGGAUUUCCCUGGAGGAGAGUUUCCCAACCAAAAUCCACGUGCCGGUGAAGGAUUGGCUUCAUGGGUGAAGCAGAAUCGGCCUUUGGAGGAAAAUGAUAUCGUUCUCUGGUACAUCUUUGGCAUCACACAUGUUCCUCGACUGGAAGACUGGCCUGUUAUGCCCGUGGAGCACAUUGGUUUCGUGCUUCAGCCGCACGGAUUCUUCAAUUGCUCUCCUGCGGUUGAUGUGCCGCCCAGUGCCUGGGAGAUGGAUCCAAAAGAGAACGAUGUCAAAGAAAACGGCGUUGCUAAGGCAAGUUCACCUAUUCUCAUUUCAAAGAUCUGAAGGGAAUGAAACGCGUUAUUUGAUAACCAUGAUGGAUGAAUUCGCCAUGCCUGUACAUACCUGCAUCCUAGUUUAGUAGAGACUCAUCUCUUUGCUCUACUCCCAGUUUACUAGUUCUUUUGUCCAGACGGUAUUGUUUUAUCGUACUUGUUGUCCAACUCUUUAUGAGUUCGAUCUUUUCGCUCGCCUGAACAUGAAUAUGUAUUUCCAGACUUUGUUGCUACCUCUCUUGAAUAAUGAUCUGUUAUUUUUACUUUUUUUUU